CGUUAGAGAGAAACAAGGAUAUCGGCCGUCCUUUGGAACGAACCCGGGGAUAAAAAGUGCUACCACGUCUUUACUACCCACUUCCACUACUACCUCACCGUGCGCCACUGCACCUUCCCGCGUGCUGCUGUUCCUCGCCGUUGCUGCCGUUCCAGCCAGCUACGGCCUCUCCCGCACCUUUUCUACCUCUUCCCUACGUCGUCGUCGUCGUCGUCCUCCUCUUCGCCGUCGCAUCGACCCGUCCUCGCAGUCUCACCCUCGCGUUAUACGUCGGCUGGAAAAAAACCGAGUUCAGUAGGGAGGUCCGGGUCCUCCAACCAGAAGAAGAGCCGAGGCUCACCAGACCCUUGCGUUACACCAAGACCUACCGUCUUGCGGGUCUACUAUUGGGGCUACCAGCUACUACCAGGAGUAGGUACCACAUCGGGUGGACCAUCGGUUGGCAGACCACGCAGCAUCAGUUCAGUCGGCGCCGCGCACCCAAACGGUUCAGACCUGUCUUUCUGCACGGAUUUUCUCGUUGUCCGAGAUAUAUAUACCUGUACACCUUACAGUACACGAGAUCAGCUAUUAUUAUCAUUAUAGCCCGCAUACACACCUGCGGUAUAAACAGGUAAUAGGUACAUACGAUACGGAACGCCGUGUAAUACGUACGAAUUAUAUUAUAUCCGAGGAUCGCGACGCGGCUAAAAGUUUACAAACACAACGCGUGACUUGUAUAAUACACUCACCCUUCCGAUACUCCGUAUACGUUCGCAGCGCACGUUUUUGUGAUCCACGUGAUUACGUACCAGACAAGUGAUUCGGUAUCGUCGGGUUUGAAUAUCCGACCCAUUCGUCGACGUUUCAAACCAACUCGAUCGUCCUCUUCGAUACCACCGACGUAACUACUCGUUUCCGGACAGUUAUAAAUUUUCAUUGACCAACUGCUGCUUUAUACACCCACAACACGGAGGAAAAGUCCGAUCAUUAUUAUCGCACCGAUAACGAUUCAACGAACGGCGACGUUUCAUCCGUUUCGACACACACCACUGCGGCAGAGAGGCGACAAGGGGUAAAGAAACUAGUAAAGCCAAAGCUCGAAACUUGAGGAGACUAAAAAAAUCGAGCGAAAGGGAGAAAGAAGGAGCGAAAGAAAUACAAGAGGAAGGAGAUAAAGAAGAGAAUAUCAACGAGCCAACGAGGCGGCAGCGACGACGUCGUCACCGGGGCGAGGCGCAGUGAUCUCACUGGCAGGGGCGACAGGAGAAGACAAGGACGAAAGUCGGUCCCAAAGAGGGAACCGGGAGCGGGGCAGUCCUCCUCUGCAUCACCACAACGAUAUAUAGUCGGAUAGCUCGAUACGUAAGCGAGUUUUACGUUAUAUGUAUAUAUAUAUAUAUACACGUAUAUACGUACGUAUAUAUAUAUAUAACUCGCGCACACCGUAUACGUCCUCUGGAAGUGGGGAGGAGAUACCCGUUCAGCGAUAGAGAUAGAGUGGUAGCCACGAACCAGCCAGCGGUGGGAAUUUAUAAGGAUGUUCGCGAUAAUGCCCAUGGAAACGGAGGGGCACGGCAGGGAAUUCGCGCGGCGACAGAAGAUGCGCGCCAAGUGCAGCGUAGAGUUCGUGUGCAAGUACUGCCAGCGUCGCUUCACAAAACCCUAUAACCUCAUGAUACACGAACGCAGUCACAAGGACGACGUCACCUUCACCUGCGAGGUCUGCGGCAAGUCCUUCAAACGGCAGGACAACCUUAAGCAGCACAGAUGUGGGUGGCGGUGAGCGGGAGCUCUGAGUCUCCUGCCUUCACACAAAAAAAAAAACAAAAAAAAAACAAAAAAAAACAAAAAAACAAACAAAUCACAAAUACCGCACUUUUUCCAUAUACAUUUUCCCAUUCCGCCUACUUCGCUUCCCUCAUAUUAUCACCCUAUCCUUAUAUUCUCCUCGAGUCUCUUCUUCUUCUUAUACUAUUCGACCUAUGAAUUUAUUACGAUGAUUACUUUUUUUCUUCCGAUCCUUUCUCUUGUUUUUUUCUCAAUCCACUCGAAAAAACCGCUUUCUUACAUUGACUAUCCAAAAAAAAAAAACCUUAUUUCCUAGAUCGCUUUAUGAAAUUCUCCCCACGACAGAGUACGAAAAGUUCUUUACUUACGUUGACUCUGGUGAACCAUAUCCCUUGCACCUGCAUCUCUGCAUCUCGAGAAAAAAAAAAAGAAAAUAAAACGCAGACGAUUCUUCGCUCUGCAGCUACCCAUGGCAUGACCUUCUUCGGUAUAAACUAACCCCCAUCUGUACGGUCCUUCUCGAAACGAAAAAUCCUCCUUUAUCGUCCGAUUUCUGCCAUCUCUGUUCCAGGAGCAUUCACUCCGUCCCUCACAAGGGUUCCAACGGCUACUCAAAUGGCUAUUCGAAUGGCUACUCUAGGUAUUAAAAAGCCACCGUCCUCCCUAGCGUUGCUGACGCACCACUAGAACCUUAUAACGCGCCCUACCAAACCCCCAAUUUUUCCCUCACCCUUACAUCCCCGCGUCAUUUUACGAAGAACGAAUAAGCGAAAAAAAAAAUAUCAACUCCGACGUACCUUCUCAUCACUUCCACGAUACGAUAUCCUCCUCCUCGCAUCAAUCGCUGCAUCAGAACGCCUUACCUCGACCGUUGCGGAGUACCAAACUCGGAAUUACGGAGACUCGAAAAAUUAUCCCCUCGGAAGAUGUCUCCGCGUGGAUCGUUUCCACAUUCAACGGACCCGGAGGAGGACGACCGCAGGAUGACCGGAAGAUUCGGCCCCGCUGAUAUUUGUCACCGACGAAAUCCACGUCGCGUCCGUCCCGAGGGUGACGCAAUCGAUGAUCCCUGCGCACGAAACGGACACCGCCAAGACCCCUUUAAAUUACGGUCCACGUGUUGCGGGAACCACAAACAACAACCGUGUGGCGUGGCGUAACGUUAACCAGUUCGCUUCGCGGCGUCGAGAGUUAAAGUAUUCCAAAGUACGGCUUCCGUGGACCACGCCCAACCCUCAGGCGACAUCGGGGAACCGAACCGUCUGUCGACGGGCUACUAUAUACAGGUACCAUGUCCGCAUGUAUACGAACCUGCCGUUCCGAAGCCCGAAAUCAGUCUGGAACGCCUCGAGCCAAGCACGCGGCAUGUGCGGAAACACCUGCAGUAGCCCAACGACGUACGUCGCGUCCGCCCGAUCGUUCCGUCCCCUCCUCGAUCCCGAGGGAUUCGUCCGAAUAAUAAGGAACUCGAACGCGAAGGACGGAAGGACGAAUGGCGGGGAAGCAACUGAGAUACACCGAUGCGAAGAUUUACUGAAAAAUGGAGAAGAAGACGUCGAGUGAGAAGGACGAGCGGAUUAUUAUAAUUAUACUAUUUGCGAGGAAUUUCGGAGCAGCUACAGCGCCUCGAUGUAAAUUCGAGACAUAGCUUUUGAGCAGGCCUUAAUCUCGUAGACGAAAUAAUAAUAUAUCUAUGAAAUUUCUGAACGCAAUGAUUCGAUGAAUUCCGGACGAAAAGAAAAAAAAAAACACGAAAAUUGAUCGAAUAAUUUUUCGCUGAUAUGAUUCACAGAUUUUUUAUAAUAUGUAUAAAAGACGUUGCGCAGAUCAUUGAUAAACGCGAGAGAUCAAUUUAGCUAUUGAAAUCCCACAUUAUUGCCGUUUUAUAUGUGUAUUAUAACACCGGUAAAAAUCAAAUUCAUAUACAAAAAGAGAAACAGAACAAAAGGAAAUAUCAAGAACUACAGAUAAUCAAUAUUUUCCCUUCAAUUAUGAUGAUAACGAUCCCUUAAAUGAGACUGCAGGUGCGCUUUGUACAUAGCUUAAAUAUAAUACUGUGUUUUUAAUAUUAUUAUUAUAAAUAAUAUUAUAUGAUAUCUUCGAGUAAAUAUAUAUUAUUAUUUUAUAAAUAUUAUUUGAUAGAUUUUAGUCAUUAUAGCUCGAUAGGCCCUGAUAUAUAGCGUACCCCGUCGUACCUAGUACUAGGAGUGAUAUAUAAUAAUAAUAAUAAUAAUAAUAAUAAUAAUUAAUUAUUUUGUAUCUAUAAUACGGCUAAUUCAAGCUUUACCGCACGAGACCCGGCUUUAAUUCACACGGGGCUGUAAGAUGAAAGAAAAGAUAAGGAAAAAAAGGCACCGAGUAUAUGAUAAACUUCAAAUAAACGAGAGAGAAAAAAAAACGCGAACAUAAAAAGAAAAAGGGAAUAGAUAAAAAGUAUACCCCGCGUGUCUCACUGUCGGGAUGUCGAAAUGUACUGUGGGGAAACCCACCACCGGCCUACCAAUAAAUUCGCCAACUUGUCAAA
Molecule: messenger RNA, 4294 nt
Organism: Athalia rosae (coleseed sawfly)
Lineage: Eukaryota; Metazoa; Arthropoda; Insecta; Hymenoptera; Athaliidae
Gene: drm
Product: protein drumstick
Exons: 3
Coding region: 1520-1765 (81 amino acids)
Biological process (GO): embryonic pattern specification; regulation of transcription by RNA polymerase II; embryo development
Cellular component (GO): nucleus
Molecular function (GO): DNA-binding transcription factor activity, RNA polymerase II-specific; RNA polymerase II transcription regulatory region sequence-specific DNA binding
Source: RefSeq, a predicted model, not a curated record